AUGAUUGAUGUUUCAUAUAAUGCAAUACAAAAUGGGAUGCUACAUGUGAUCUGUUCAAAUCUUGAAAGGAUUUUGCAACGCUUGCCUAAAGAACUAGGUGCUUCUGAAUCAGUUAUACAUGUGGGACUCGCUACCUCGAUCAAGUGGCUGCAUUUCUUUAUUUAUCAGGCUGCACACAGCUUGAUGCAUGGUUUAGGAGAUGUUGACGACAUGUUCGUUCCAAUUGUCGAUGGCCUUCUUAUGCCAUAUACACAAGCAGCGCCUUCAAUUCGAGCAGUUCUUGCUGAAAUUCCUCGUUUGUUUGCGCCAUCUAGAAUAACGGAGACAAUAUUAGGGCCUGUCGUGCAGGCUGGAUUGGAUGCACUUCAGUGUGCCGAUCGUGCUGGUAAAUUGAUGAUCUUCUCUACUUCAUUGCCUACUGUGGAAGCUCCAGGGAAGUUGAAGGCAAGAAAUGAAAGGAAUUUGCUGGGCACUGAUAAAGAAAAGACUGCUCUAACCCCACAAGGAGAGUUUUAUACGAAGCUUGGCGAACAGUGUGUCAAAGCGGGUGUGACUGUGGACCUUUUCCUUUUUCCUAACUCGUUUGUGGAUGUUGCUUCUAUUGCACAGCUUUCGGCCGUAACUGGUGGAAACGUCUACAAAUACCAGUAUUUCGUGGCGGACAAAGACGCACCUCGAUUUUUGGCCGACCUCAAUCAUGACGUUUCUCGCCAGAUAGCAUUUGAUUGUAUGGCGAGAGUGCGAUCCAGUGCAGGAAUUCGGCCAGUACUCUUCCAAGGCUCAUUUUAUAUGGAAAAUACGACGGAUUUGGAAAUUGCGUCAAUAGACGAGGAUAAGACGUUCUUCGCAGAACUGAAGCACGACGACAAGCUUUCCGACCAGAAUGCAAUUAUACAGUGUGCGAUUCUAUUCACAUCCGUUAGUGGACAGCGUCGCUUGCGCAUUCUGAACCUGUGUCUUCCUGUGUCUUCUGACUACAAUCAGUUAUACCGAGUAGCAGAUCAGGGAGCGCUCGUUUCAUAUCUGUUGAAAAAUGCUGUACAAACAAACCGUGAAAAAGGUCUGAAGGAGAUGAAAGAACAAAUCUUCCAACGAUGUGCACAAAUUCUUGCAACGUACAGAGAGAAGGUUAGCGAGUCUGCCCCUCUUGGUCAGCUGAUAUUACCCGAAACAUUGAAGCUUUUGCCUCUCUUUGUUAACUCUAUUGUGAAAAACGAUUCCAUUAAUGGAGGCAGUGAAAUGACCGUUGAUGAUAAAGUAUGGAUGAUCGAGCUUAUACGCGGAAUGCGGAUAGAUCACACGAUGCUACUGCUGUAUCCAAAGAUUGCGCCAGUUGAUCACCUGGAACUGCAGGAUCCUCAGGAGAUUACGUCUAUCGCGAGCUCUGUUAGGGCAAGCUAUGAUAAUCUGUCCAACACAAAGGCGUACUUAAUCGAUAACGGAAUUGUACUUUUCCUCUGGAUUGGUCUUGGUGUUGCUGAAUCAUGGGUCCAGGAUAUCUUUGGAGUUAACAACGUCGCUAUGCUUGAUACAGAAAACGCUCACAUACCAGAAAAGGACAACCCGCGUUCAAGAGGUCUUCGUCGUGCAGUUGAUCUAAUUCAGGAGGUUGGACCACGAAAGAGGAAAUUAUUCGUCAUUCGAGAGAAAGAUGCUUUGGAACCAUGGAUGAAGAAAUUCCUCGUAGAAGAUCGCUCUGGACCGAAUGUUAUGUCCUACGUGGACUUCUUAUGCUAUAUCCAUCGUGAGAUUAGAAACUUACUCGCUUGA
Cooperia oncophora is the source of this 1770-nucleotide messenger RNA. NCBI's taxonomy places the organism in Eukaryota, Metazoa, Nematoda, Chromadorea, Rhabditida, Trichostrongylidae. The record is from the annotation of a GenBank genome assembly.